Messenger RNA from Dothidotthia symphoricarpi CBS 119687, 378 nucleotides. RefSeq lists its product as uncharacterized. NCBI's taxonomy places the organism in Eukaryota, Fungi, Ascomycota, Dothideomycetes, Pleosporales, Dothidotthiaceae. The transcript is spliced from 4 exons. The record is from RefSeq and is a predicted model, not a curated record. The coding region runs from base 1 to 378 and encodes 125 amino acids.
AUGAAGUUCCUUGCGCUUGCUGCAGCUUUUACUAUCCCAGCCCUGGCCAUGCCAGAGCCAGUUUCAGGAGGUCUCUCUUUGGCUACUAGAGAUGCCGUCAAAUUGAACCAGUAUCGUACAAUGGACGAUUGCCGAAAUGAUCGGAACAUUCUUUAUCACGCGGCUCCAGUCUCAGGAACAUGCUAUAAUAUCGAUGGCCAGACCGGUGCUUUCUUCAUCAACACUGGAGGAUUUUUGGCCAGCAAACCUCAGGUCAGCGUAACACGAUGUCGAGGUGACUACGCUACAAAUAACGACAGCAACCUCAUCACUGUCCCAGACAAUACAUACAAGUUCCUUGUUGCUAAAGUGACUCUAUUUGGUGACGCAACAGCAUGA